This is a messenger RNA of Lolium perenne, 2331 nucleotides long. RefSeq names its product acyl-CoA-binding domain-containing protein 5. The record is from RefSeq and is a predicted model, not a curated record. Gene Ontology annotation, molecular function: fatty-acyl-CoA binding. NCBI's taxonomy places the organism in Eukaryota, Viridiplantae, Streptophyta, Magnoliopsida, Poales, Poaceae. Gene Ontology annotation, biological process: fatty acid metabolic process.
UCGCUGGCGCCUGGCGGUGGAUGAGACCUUUUCCGCCGCACCAAACCCCACAGUCAGCACAGCUCGUCGUGGCGGUCGUAUCUAUCCGCCCGCCCGAAUAUGCCUCCCUCUCCCUCAACCGCCGUUGGCGCCCCCACCCCCAAUUACUAUCUCGUCUCAUCUCCCUCCAUUCUUGUCUUUCCCUUUCCCUUUGCUCCUUCCCCGGCCGACCCAACCCAACAAGAAACCCCGACCCCGGCUGCCUCGACCCGGGAUCCAUGGAGCUGCUCUUCGAGCUGCUCCUCACGGCCGCCGCCACCCUCCUCGUCGCCCUCCUGCUCGCCAACCUCUUCGCCGCCGCCACCGCUGACCAUCGCGCCGCGGUGGGGCCCGCCGCCGCUGUGAUCGCGAAAGAGGAGCCAGAGGAGGAGAGGAUCAUCGAGGUCGACGAGGUCAUGGUUCCCAUGCAGGCGUCGCCGGCGCUGUCCGAAGGCUGGGUCGAGGUGGAGAAGGCCCCGGCCCAGGCGGCUGUGGCGGCAGAGGGGAAGGAGACGGCGUGGGUGGCCGUCGAAGAGGGCGUUCCGGCCGCGCUCGCCCCGGAGCUGUUCCUCGGCGCCGUGCUGGAGGACCGCAAGGAGGAGGGCGAGGUUGGCAAGAUUAUGCCCCGCGAUUUCACCCUCGCGCCUGCUGCUGCUGCUGCCACGGAGGCGGCUGCCAAGGGUUUGGGCGCUGCUCCCAGGGAGAUUCUUGGCUUGGAGCUGGAGCAAGACAGGACCCGGCAGGAUGAUUCGGGUGCUGGAGUUGCCACGAUUCAAGUCCCUGAGGACGCGGAAUUGCAGAAGCAGGAGGUUCAACCUACUGAAGCUGUUGUAGUGGAGCAGCGCCACCUUGUUCCUGAGGCUGCUCCUGCACAAGUUACUGAUGCAGGAAUGGAGAAGGAGGAGGGAGCGCAAGCUGCUGAAGUGAUUCCGCAGGAAUUGAUUUCUGAGACCGUACCUGCAGAGGUUCUUGAUGAUGAACUCGAGAAGCAGCAGCAGGAGGAGCCAGUAACUGAAGUGGACCAGCACGAAUUGGCUGCAGAGGUGGCUCCAAGAGAGAUCCCCGAUGAAGUGGCAAGGGAAUCGGCUUCAGAGGUGGCUGCAAUGGAGAUCCCCAAUGAAGUGGCAAGCGAAUUGACUGCAGAGGUGGCUCCAAGAGCGAUUCCAGUUGUGGUGGCAAUGGAAUCGGCUUCACAGGUGGCUCCGAUUACCCAUGUGCUGGACACGGAGGAGGAGCUGAAAGAACAAUCUCUAGAAGAAAUUGUCCAUCAACACGAAGAAGUUCAGAACAAAGAGGAAGCUCAAUGUGAGGCCAGCCCGGUUGAUCAACCAGAGAAACCGGUUCCUAAGGAGAACUUGGCAGUGACAAAGGCUGAUGACCUGAAUGUCAGCCAAGAAGGCAGCUCCAAUGAAAAAGCACCCAUUCAGUUACCAGAGAAGGAAGCAACAUUGCCAGGGACGCCGGAAGAUGAGGUGGAGUUUGAGGAGUGGGAGGGGAUUGAGAGAAGCGAAGUGGAGAAGAGAUUUGGCGCAGCAGCGGCAUUUGCAGCUAGCGACGCUGGGGCGGCCGCUCUCUCAAGGCUGGAUAGCGAUGUGCAGCUGCAGCUGCAGGGGCUUCUCAAGGUUGCCGUUGAUGGUCCCUGCUAUGACUCCGCGCAGCCGCUUACACUGAGGCCUUCAUCUCGUGCAAAAUGGGUCUCUUGGCAAAAGCUAGGAAACAUGCAUCCUGAGAUUGCUAUGGGAAAAUACAUGGAUCUUUUGUCGGAAGUUAUUCCUAGAUGGAUGGGAGACAAAACCUCUAGCACAAAGAGACAUGAAGGUGAUGUUGAUUCUGAAGGGGCCGCCGUAACAAUGACUGGUCACACAAGCGACCCGCAGGCCUUUCGAGGGAAUGAAGGUAGUACUAGCAUAGACGAAGGUCCACUAACAAGUCCUCCUAACCCAGAAAAAGGCAAGAGUUGUGACAUCCCUGCUGAAUGAAGGUAACACUCGUCAAGUAUUUAUCGCAUCGGUGAUAUCAGCCCAUUGCUGAGAUCUCCAUGGAUGCACUCCUCAUAAGAUUAGAUUUGUACAGUGGCUGUGGUUGUGCUAAUAUUAGUGCUGUAAUGGGUGUUGGCACGUGUACGUAUAUGACUGUAUAUAUCCUCCCAUAACGACCGCUCCUCCUGCCUGUAUAUUUGGCUAGUACUGUAGUAACUGGGGUUUAGUCUGUGUGACGUUACCUUUGGUAAGUGGUAAUUGUACGUCGUAUCCCUGUUUGGCACGGCAAAUUAAGUGGCUGGAAAAAAAGGAUCUUCUAGGUCUCCAACUGAAA